This is a messenger RNA of Pseudo-nitzschia multistriata, 1461 nucleotides long. The record is from the annotation of a GenBank genome assembly. Lineage: Eukaryota; Bacillariophyta; Bacillariophyceae; Bacillariales; Bacillariaceae.
UACACUCAGUAUUCUGGGCCUCCCCCACGGCACUGAAAGACAUACACUGUCAACUUCCGUCCCAAUUUAAUCUUCCCUGAUUUCCCAUCAGCGACAUACGCCGUUCUGAUCGCAACAAUUUGUCGAGCGAACUACCUCCGAUCUGCUGAGCCAAAAUACAACAAAUCGCAUUUCAAUUGGAAUUGGUUGGAGCAGAGAAUCCAUUUUCAGAGUUAAUUAUUUUAUCGAACGAGUGAGGAAGUGAAUGAUCAAACGAACGCGACCCAAGAACAUAACAGGGAACAAAGACAUCAGAAUUGUUGCAUAGACCAAAUAAGAGCAUGUCUUCCACCCCCAAUGGAACAGGAGAAAGCGAUGGCAAGCUUGCAACAACAAGCUCGAUUCCAUCAGCAAUUGCACCAAAUCCAAUUAAGAAUUCCCACGUCCCCAGUCUAGCGGGAUCUGUGAUCGAAGCUUCAGACGGUGGAAUCACAGGAGACGGAACCAACAAGCUCUUGAUUCGGAUACAAAAUAUUGCGUCGACGGCRAAUUUCGGCAUCCGCCUAGACCUGAAAAAGAUCGCCCUGAAAUGCCGCAAUACGGAGUUCAAUCCCCGGCGGUUCAGUGCCGUUGUUAUGAGGUUGCGAGAACCGCGGGCCACAGCACUUAUUUUUUCCUCUGGGAAGAUCUGUGUCACGGGCGUGAAGUCCACACACAACGCCACGCUAGCCAUGAAAAAGUUUCACUACAUUAUCGAGCGCAUAGGCUUUCAGCCGAAAGAGUACGUAGACUUUAAGGUCCAAAAUAUUGUCGGCACGGCGGACUGCGGCUUUCCUAUUCGACUGGAGGGAUUGGUCUAUGCGCACAGCGCCUUCGCUUCCUACGAGCCGGAAUUGUUUCCGGGCCUGAUCUAUCGAUUGGUCAGCCCGCGGGUAGUCUUCUUGAUUUUUGUGUCAGGAAAAAUAGUUAUCACGGGGGCCAAGAAGGAGGUAGACCUUGCCAAUGCCCUGACGAAACUCUAUCCCGUGCUAGUGGAAUUCAAAAAGGUUCACACGGCCACCUUCCCUCCAAUUGCACCAACGACGGCACAGGGGAAAUCGAGCAGCAGCAGCGGUAACCACGAACAACAGCAGGGCCUUUUGAAACAUAGUUCAAUAGGGUCGGUGUCGCAGGCAGAAGAAGUAUGAGACAGAAUAAAUUUUGGGGCCAAAGUGUAUCGAAUGUUCUCUACAAUACAUGGGUUUUAUAGGCAUGGUACACCGAAUCUCAGAGAGCGACGUUUGGAAUAAGAGGCGUUGGCUGUUGCACGGGAAACAGAUUCCCAGUUGUGGAUUGCACAGUCCACCUACUUGCACGGUUUAUUUCCUAAUUAUUUUUCUAGAUUGCCUUAGCCGUACAAUACCGCAAGGUACAAUACUAUUAGCUGUUCGAUAUGCUUCGCUACAAGCCUGAAAACAAAGGGAAGAAAUGCCAUGAACGUGC